CACGGUGACUUCACACGCAGCAGCAUGUGUGGCUGAGCCUCCGUGCAGCAGCCUCCUGCGAGGUGGGCAGCGAGGUCAGCCUGGCAGCCGUUGCCUCUCUCUAGCCCCGAUCUGGCCGCAGGCAGCUGGUUCCCUGGGACCCGAGGAGGGGAUGGCGGAACAAGAAGCCAGUGGGCUGCAGGUCCUGCUGCGCACGCUUCAGAGCUCCUCUGACAAGCAGUCCAUCCUGACCAUACUCCAGGUUCUUGGAGAUCUGCUUUCAGUCGGCACAGACCGAAGGAUUCGCUACAUGGUCAGUAAGGGUGGCAGUGAGGCCCUUCUGCAGACUCUGGUGGACACAGCGAGGACAGCUUCUCCAGACUAUGACAUCCUCCUACCCCUCUUCCGACUGCUGGCCAAAGUUGGCCUACGAGAUAAAAAGUUUGGACAGAAGGCACUGGAAUUGGAAGCACUUGAUGUGACAUUGAUUCUGGCCAGGAAAAACCUGUCCCAUAGCCAGAACCUCCUUCACUGUCUCUGGGCCCUGCGUGUGUUCGCUGCUAGUGUUACCACGGGAGCCAUGCUGGGAAUAAAUGGAGCAAUGGAACUGCUUUUCAAGGUUAUCACCCCUUAUACGCAGAAGCACACACGAAUAAUCAGGGCAGCCACUGAAGUUCUGGCAGCAUUGCUGAAAUCCAAGUCUAACAGCCGCAGGGCUGUGAACAGAGGCUACGUCACCAGCUUGCUCAAACUGCAUCAGGACUGGCAUCGCCAUGACGCUGCCAACGCCUAUGUGCUGAUCCGCCGGGCACUCCUGCUCUGCCUCAAGCAUAUUGCCAACCUCCGGUCUGGCAGGGAGGCUUUCCUGGCAGCCCAGGGCAUGGAGAUCCUCUUCAGCACCACAGAGAACUGCUUGGAUGACAAUGACUUGGAGCCUGUCGUCUCCAUCAUAAUUCAGAUCUUGAGGCAGUGCUACCCAAAGAGUACACUUCCCUUGGUUACAGCUACCAGUGCUUAUACCUUCUCUGUCCCUGGGAGCAUCCCUUCUGAAACUCCAUGUGUUCUAACCGAAGAGGAUUUUGAAGAUGAUGCUGAUGAAGAAGUGGAUAAAGAUUCAGACUCUGAAGAUGUAAAAGAGCAGGAUGAUGACUUGGAAACAGACGUGAACAAGCUGACGUCCAAACCUGGUCUUGACCGACCCGAAGAGGAACUGAUGCAGUAUGAGGCAAUGUGUGUUGAGCUCUCCUGCAACUUCGAGGAACUUGAGUCUAAACCUGGAGAUGAUUUGCACUUUGAAGAGACUCAGGAUGUCAAGCACUCCCACAUUCCGACUGUGACCUCUCCAAAGCAGCAUUGUUUGAAUAAGGACCAAAGUUCCUGGAGGCAGGAAAGCCAAGACAUGGUCCAGACUUCCCUUCUGAGCAUGGUGAAGAUGGGGAGGUCCACCAUGCAUCCAGCCUCCAAAAAAGGCCCUGGGAUGAACGCAUACCAAAACAUGCAAUCAAGUGGUCUUGGGAUAGAUUCUUCUGGCAAAAAAAUUCCUGACAUUCAAGUUUCCCUCAAACAGGAUGCUUGGGAUAUAGACAUGAUUUCCUGCCCAUCGAUAAGUGCCUCCUUUUCCAAUUCUGCUAGGCCUACAGAAACUGCUGAAGUAGUAGAUAAACUUCUGCAGACACAUCCCAAGCACCUCCCCUUCCAUGACCCCCAUCUUUAUAUGGCCAAAUCCAGAAGAACCAGAUCUGUGGCUAACUUCAAGAUGAUGGCAUUUCCAGACUUCUGGGGUCACUGUCCACCUCCCUCUGCCCAGUCAAUGCUGGAACGCAAACGUGGAGUCCAAAGGAUCAAGAUAUUUGAGGAUGUCCAAAGGCUUAUCCAGCCAUGUGAUGUUAUAAAUAAAGUUGUCUUCAGUUUAGAUGAGCCUUGGUCUUUGCAAGACACUGCUUCCGACUGUUUGCAGUUUUCCUCCGAGUUUGAGUCAGGAAAUCUUCGCAAAGCCAUCCAAGUGCGUGAGAGGGAAUAUGACUUGCUGGUCAACACUGAUGUGAAUAGCAGCCAGCACCAGCAGUGGUUCUACUUCAAGGUGAGCGGCAUGAGAGCUGCCGUCCCUUACCGCUUCAACAUCAUCAACUGUGAGAAGCCCAACAGCCAGUUUAAUUACGGGAUGCAGCCAACUCUGUAUUCUGUGAAGGAGGCUCUUCUUGGCAGACCCACCUGGAUACGGAUGGGCUAUGAAAUCUGUUAUUACAAAAAUCAUUAUCGCCAGAGUGCAGCCAUUGCAGGGGGAGCAUCCGAGAAGUGUUUUUACACCCUCACCUUUGUGGUCACCUUUCCGCACAGUGAGGAUGCCUGCUACCUGGCCUACCACUAUCCAUACACCUACACAGCCCUCAUGACUCACCUUGACAUCCUGGAAAAAAGUGUGAACCCCAAGCAAAUCUACUUCCGCCAGGAGGUUCUCUGCCAGACGUUGGGAGGGAAUUCGUGUCCAUUGGUGACCAUCACAGCCAUGCCUGAGUCCAGUAGCUCUGACCAUCUAGAGCAGUUCCGUCAGCGUCCAUACCAAGUGAUCACUGCUCGAGUGCACCCAGGAGAGAGCAACUCUAGCUGGGUGAUGAAGGGGGCCUUGGAGUUCCUGGUCAGCAGUGACCCUGUGGCUAGGCUCCUAAGGGAAAACUUCAUUUUCAAGAUCAUCCCCAUGCUCAAUCCAGACGGUGUCAUCAAUGGCAAUCACAGAUGCUCACUGAAAGGGGAGGAUUUGAACAGACAAUGGCUCUCUCCCAGUGCUCAUCUCCAGCCAACAAUCUACCAUGCCAAAGGACUCCUGUACUACCUGAGUAGAGUUGGCCGAAGUCCCAGGGUCUUCUGUGAUUUCCAUGGCCACUCUCAAAAAAAGAAUGUUUUCCUUUAUGGCUGUAGCAUCAAGGAGACUUUGUGGCAAGCAGAGUCUACUGUGGGCACAUCAACUAUCUCAGAAGACAUCACCUAUAGGACUCUUCCCAAAAUCCUUGAUAAGCUAGCCCCAGCAUUCACGAUGAGCAGCUGCAGCUUUCUUGUGGAGAAAUCACGAGCCUCCACUGCCCGGGUGGUGGUAUGGAGAGAGAUGGGGGUGUCUAGAAGCUACACCAUGGAGAGCAGCUACUGUGGUUGCAACCAGGGGCCCUAUCAGGGCCUACAGUUUGGUACCAGUGAACUGGAGGAGAUGGGAGCCAUGUUCUGCUUGGGUCUACUCAUCUUGGAACUCAAGUCUGUAAGCUGCAGCCAUCAGCUCCUAACCCAUGCAGCAACUCUCCUGCAUGCUGAUGAAGAGGCUCUGGACCACCACCUCCAGCGAAAAUAUCUAACAUGCAGGAUGGUGAGGAUUAUAUGAAAUAACAUACACAGAAUGUCUGACAAAAAG
Messenger RNA from Nyctereutes procyonoides (raccoon dog), 3376 nucleotides. RefSeq names its product AGBL carboxypeptidase 1 (gene AGBL1). Gene Ontology annotation, molecular function: zinc ion binding; metallocarboxypeptidase activity. The transcript has 23 exons. Bases 152 to 3346 code for a protein of 1064 amino acids. Gene Ontology annotation, biological process: protein side chain deglutamylation; C-terminal protein deglutamylation; proteolysis. Lineage: Eukaryota; Metazoa; Chordata; Mammalia; Carnivora; Canidae. The record is from RefSeq and is a predicted model, not a curated record.